This is a messenger RNA of Trichomonas vaginalis G3, 282 nucleotides long. RefSeq names its product ribosomal L38e protein family. Gene Ontology annotation, biological process: protein-RNA complex assembly; translation. The record is from RefSeq and is a predicted model, not a curated record. Gene Ontology annotation, cellular component: ribosome; cytosolic large ribosomal subunit. NCBI's taxonomy places the organism in Eukaryota, Parabasalia, Trichomonadida, Trichomonadidae. The transcript has a single exon. Bases 1 to 282 code for a protein of 93 amino acids. Gene Ontology annotation, molecular function: structural constituent of ribosome.
AUGCCCAAACAAGUACUUACUGCUCGUCAAUUUGUAGAGAGAUGUAUGGCUCCAGAUGCAAAAAAUGUUGUUAUACUUCGUGUUAACGAUGAGACAGCUAAGUUUAAGCUCAAAACAACAAAACAACUCUAUACCCUUACUGUUAAGAAAGGAGAACUUAUACAACAAGUCAUUGAUUCUCUCCCCGAAAAAUUCCGCGAUACAAUUGUUGACAAAAAGAAAAAAGUUGAUCCAUAUUUUCAAAUUGAUGAAGAACAACCUGCAGAAAAUCAGCAACAAUAA